Messenger RNA from Eptesicus fuscus (big brown bat), 1864 nucleotides. It is a transcript of the gene MON1B, whose product is annotated as MON1 homolog B, secretory trafficking associated. The record is from RefSeq and is a predicted model, not a curated record. NCBI's taxonomy places the organism in Eukaryota, Metazoa, Chordata, Mammalia, Chiroptera, Vespertilionidae. The coding region runs from base 186 to 1859 and encodes 557 amino acids. Gene Ontology annotation, biological process: protein targeting to vacuole; vesicle-mediated transport. The transcript is spliced from 6 exons.
CCAGUGGGCAGCGGGAGAGGGGUCGGGCCAGCGGGCUGCGAAGGAAGGUCUGCGGCACCGAGUUCCUUCCGAGCGUCGUCGCACCCGGAAGUGUGGCAAGACAUCAGUCGCACCCGGAAGUGUGAUGCUUCCGAGGCCACGGGAAGUGAUGGUGCCCGGCCAGUUGAGAUACCGGGUUAAAACAGAUGUUUAGGGAUGUGCAGAUGGAGGCCGGAGGAGACACGGCUGCCCCAGCCCCCGGGGACGCAGAGGACUUGGAGGACACGCGGCUCCUCAGUGAGGAGGCUGGAGACGGUGGAGGGGUUCAGGAGGACCCCACAGAUUCCGAAGACCGGAGCCUGGAGGAAACAGGAUCCCAGACCAAGGACCAGCCAGCCAGCCUGCUGUCACCACUGCCCCAGUCAGAGUCCCCUUCAUGUACCCGUGGGCUCUGGGAUCCUGCAGCCUCUGAGAAUAAUGCCAUGGGUGACUCUGAGAGUGGCUCCGGGGGCCAGGGCGGAGAUCCAAGUGACGAGGACUGGCGCAGCAAGCGAAAGCACGUGUUUGUACUGAGUGAGGCAGGCAAGCCCAUCUACUCGAGGUAUGGUAGUGUGGAGGCACUGUCGACUACCAUGGGUGUGAUGACAGCUCUCGUGUCUUUCGUGCAGAGUGCAGGAGAUACCAUCCGCGCCAUCUAUGCUGAGGACCACAAGCUGGUGUUCCUACAGCAGGGCCCACUGCUGCUGGUGGCUGUGUCAAGGACUCCUCAGUCAGCAGCCCAGCUGCGGGAGGAGCUGCUAGCUGUGCACGCACAGAUCGUGAGUACACUGACACGUGCAAGUGUGGCCCGCAUCUUCGCCCGUAAGCAGAACUACGACCUCCGCCGCCUGCUAGCUGGCUCCGAGCGCACCCUAGACCGGCUUCUGGACAGUGUGGAGCGGGACCCAGGUGCCCUGCUCCUGGGUGCCGUGCGCUGUGUGCCCCUCACUCGCCCUCUGCGGGAAGCACUGGGUACACUGCUCCGACGUUGCACAGCACCUGGCCUGGCACUGUCCGUGCUGGCGGUAGGUGGUCAACUGGUGACAGCAGCCCAGGAGCGGAAUGUGUUGGCUGAGUGCCGGCUGGAUCCAGCUGACCUGCAAUUGCUGCUCAACUGGGUCAGUGCACCUGCCUUUGCAGCAGGAGAAGCGUGGGCACCUGUGUGCCUGCCCCGCUUCAACCCAGAUGGUUUCUUCUAUGCCUAUGUGGCCCGCCUGGACGCCAUGCCUGUCUGCCUGCUGCUGCUUGGCACUGACCCGGAGGCCUUCCAUGACAUGGCCACCUGCCGGCGCCUGGUGGAAGACGGCAUGCACACGCUUGGUGCCAUGCGUAACCUUGGGGAGGCUGCCAGUUUCUCUAAUGCCCCAUCAGCCACUGCCCCAUCCUACAGUGUGCAGGCUGUGGGAGCACCUGGCCUUCGGCACUUCCUCUAUAAACCACUGGACAUCCCCGACCAUCACCGCCAGCUGCCUCAGUUUACCAGCCCUGAGCUAGAGGCCCCGUACAGCAGAGAGGAGGAACAGCAGCGCCUAUCGGACCUGUACCACCGCCUGCAUGCUCGCCUCCAUAGUACCUCCCGGCCUCUGCGCCUCAUUUACCACGUGGCUGAGAAGGAGACGCUGCUGGCCUGGGUGACCUCCAAAUUUGAGCUCUAUACCUGCCUCAGCCCCCUGGUGACCAAGGCAGGUGCCAUCUUGGUAGUGACCAAACUCCUACGCUGGGUGAAGAAAGAGGAAGAUCGACUUUUCAUUCGUUAUCCACCCAAGUACUCUACACCUCCAGCAGCCUCAUCUGCCUCUACGGACCAAGCUUCCCAUAAUGGCUUGUUCACUGGAUCCUGAGAGGC